Messenger RNA from Pterocles gutturalis (yellow-throated sandgrouse), 367 nucleotides. RefSeq names its product proline-rich protein 5-like. The transcript has 4 exons. Gene Ontology annotation, biological process: TORC2 signaling. The annotation marks the transcript as partial. The record is from RefSeq and is a predicted model, not a curated record. Lineage: Eukaryota; Metazoa; Chordata; Aves; Pterocliformes; Pteroclidae. Gene Ontology annotation, cellular component: TORC2 complex.
AUGACUGGAGGGUUCACCAUAGCUCUGUCCUUUGCUCUCCAGUUCCAGAAGAUGGGUUCGUUCAGAAGGCCCCGACCUCGCUUCAUGAGCUCCCCGGUCCUCAGCGACCUGCCGCGGUUCCACGCCUCCCGGCAGGCUCUGCAGCUCAGCUCCAACUCUGCCUGGAACAGUGUUCAAACAGCAGUGAUAAAUGUGUUCAAAGGGGGAGGUUUGCAGAACAAUGAACUUUACACCCUCAAUGAAAAUAUCAGACGGCUGUUGAAGAGUGAACUUGGAUCCUUCAUCACAGAUUAUUUUCAGAACCAGCUCCUUGCAAAAGGCUUGCUGUUUAUAGAGGAGAAGGUUAAGCUGUGUGAAGGCAAGUACA